CCCACCUUGCCGUGGUGAUCCCGCCCGGCCGGCCCUUCGGGUCCGGCCGCUAAGAGGCUGGUCGCACUAACCAUCGUCCGGGAUAGGCCGAUCCCGGACUGGACUAACACCUUGGCACGACAUGCAACCGACGAACUAGCCCGACGUCGGCCAGAGGGUGUAGGGCUUCCAGGGGCAGCCCCCCUCAACUAACAAAAUAUGAAUACACCAAAUAUGAAUAGUAGCUUCGGAGCCCUCCUACCGGGAGGGUCGGUCUCCGAAGACCCUAGAUCCGGCAGGCGGGAGUGGUGCACGUCCCGUCGGUCGCUAUCAACGAACAGCACCAAAAAUGCGCAAUUGAACUCGGAUCGGACAGUUGGGUUUUUGACAACGGAUGUAUUACGACUAAGGGGCGGGGGAAACCCCAAUAAUCCACCAGACACAAGCGACGAUAGUGGUGCCAUGGUUGUCGACUGGUCUGAGACACAAGAGGCGGGCACUAAGCGAGGCUCUUCCUCCUCAGCAAACCCUGACCAGACAGUCAAAAAGAAGCCGAUAGCAGACGGCAAGGACCUUAUGAAAGCAGUCAAUACACACCUAGGGUGGAUCGAACACACGAUCACCCUCGAAAGGACGAAAAAGCUAACUGCGGCAGCUGCUGACGGUAUGUCAGAGCGAAUUACGGCCAUAAGAAACUUAUAUUCUGAUUGCUGCCUGGAGAACAGCCGUCUCCAGGGAGUAACGCAGUUCAGUACACAAGAAUUGAGCGGCAUUUUGGAUCCGUUCACUAAGUCCCUCGCCAAAAAGUGCGAUGAAAUUAAUGAAUUAAAAAGAGAAAACCAGGAGCUUAAAGAGAGGCUAAAAAAUCAAAAUACUUCACCAACGAAUAUACCAAGCACAAUGCCUAAGCAACAAACAAUUUCAUACGCAAGCGUAGUAAAGGAGAUACCGGCUGCGGCCAAAGCCAAAUCGUCCGGCAACAGUAAACGCUCAUCACUGGAUAAAUGCCGAAAGGCCAAAACAAGCACACGCUUCAUUAUUGACGUGCCGGAAGAUAGGACGAUAGGCCAAGUUAAGACAGAUUUGUGGCAAACGAUAUCUAAUGAACUGCCAAUUCCAAGGGCUAGAACAAUCACCCAAGGGCAGACGAUUGUGGUCUUACCGGAUGACAAACCUACGUUCGAGGUGUUAUGUCGGAUACCGAAUAUCAGGGCAGUGGGUCCACGAUUACCAAGAGUGAUCAUCUACGAUGUAGAUAUCAAUAUUACAGAGACCCAAGUAGUUAAUGCUGUCAGAGAUCAGAAUCCAGAACUUGGUCUGACUCAGGAUGACGCGAAAAGCAUGAUAGUAAAAUACAGACUUGGCCCAAGAAACGGUGAAACAACACAUUGGGUGGUAGAAACCCCACCUGAAGCACUGUCCAAGAUCGAAAAUAAAAAAGUCUUCAUUGGUUUAACAAGAUGCAGGAUUAAAGUACACCAGCAUAUGCCGCAAUGCUAUAAGUGCCAGGGCUUUGGGCAUACGGCCCUAAAAUGCAUCCAAGAACUACCCACCUGUAGACACUGUGCAAACCAGCACGACAGCAGGGAAUGCAUGGCAAAGGAAAAGGCAAUCUGCACUAAUUGUAAGGGUGACCAUAAAGCGUCGAGUACAACCUGUAAGUCCAGAAGCAAGGCGAUCCAGAGCCUUCUUAGGCGCACCGACUUCGGGUCAAAAUGAUUAGAGUUGUCCAGCAUAAUUUGAAUGGGCAGCGCAUGGCCUCGUUACAGCUUCGAGACUACUGCGCCAACAACACAGUUAAUAUCGCACUCAUA
Molecule: messenger RNA, 1793 nt
Organism: Aphis gossypii (cotton aphid)
Lineage: Eukaryota; Metazoa; Arthropoda; Insecta; Hemiptera; Aphididae
Exons: 1
Coding region: 199-1698 (499 amino acids)
Source: RefSeq, a predicted model, not a curated record